Molecule: messenger RNA, 1185 nt
Organism: Echinops telfairi (small Madagascar hedgehog)
Lineage: Eukaryota; Metazoa; Chordata; Mammalia; Afrosoricida; Tenrecidae
Gene: NMUR2
Product: neuromedin U receptor 2
Exons: 4
Coding region: 1-1185 (394 amino acids)
Biological process (GO): G protein-coupled receptor signaling pathway
Cellular component (GO): plasma membrane
Molecular function (GO): neuromedin U receptor activity
Source: RefSeq, a predicted model, not a curated record
AUGGAAAACCACGAGAAUGGUUCAUGGUUCCAACAGAAAGAGCUGGAAGAUUCACUCAAGAACCACCUGAACAGCACAGAGGACUACCUGACCUUCCUCUGCGGACCCCGGCGCAGUCCCCUCUUCCUCCCCGUGACUGUGGUGUAUGCGCUGAUUUUUGCGGUCGGGGUCGUUGGUAAUCUCCUGGUAUGCGUGGUGAUUCUGCGGCACCAGGCUAUGAAGACACCCACCAACUACUACCUCUUCAGUCUGGCUGUCUCAGACCUCUUGGUCUUGCUCCUCGGAAUGCCCCUGGAGGUCUAUGAGAUGUGGCAUAACUACCCCUUCCUCUUUGGACCCGUGGGCUGCUACUUCAAGACUGCUCUCUUUGAGACAGUGUGCUUUGCUUCCAUCCUCAGUGUCACCACGGUCAGUGUGGAGCGCUAUGUGGCUAUUCUCCACCCGUUCCGGGCCAAGCUGGAGAGCACUCGGCGGCGGGCACUCAGGAUCCUGGCCGUGGUCUGGGGCUUCUCUGUCCUCUUCUCUGUGCCUAACACCAGCAUCCAUGGUAUCAAGUUCCAGUACUUCCCCAAUGGGUCCUUGGUCCCGGGCUCGGCCACCUGUACAGUCAUCAAGCCCUUGUGGAUAUACAACUUCAUCAUCCAGGUCACCUCCUUUCUCUUCUACAUCCUGCCCAUGACUGUCAUCAGCGUCCUGUACUACCUCAUGGGGCUCAGACUGAAAAAAGAUCAAUUCCUUGAGGCAGAUGAAAUGACUGCAAAUAUCCAGAGACCCGCCAGAAAAUCAGUUACCAACAUGCUGUUUAUAUUGGUCUUAGUGUUUGCUAUCUGUUGGACUCCAUUCCACAUUGAUCGGCUCUUCUUCAGCUUUGUAGAGGAAUGGACUGAAUCCCUCGCUGCUGUAUUCAAUCUCAUCCACGUGGUGUCAGGUGUGUUCUUCUACCUGAGCUCAGCUGUCAACCCCAUUAUUUAUAACCUCCUGUCUCACCGCUUCCGGGCAGCCUUCAGGAAUGUGAUCUCUCCUUCAUGCAAACACUGCCACUACCAGGAUCCCCCACAGGAUCCCCCUGCACAGCGAAACACCUUGUUGACAGAGUGCCACCUUAUGGAGCUGAUUGAAGAUUCAGUUCCGCAGUUCCCUUGUCAGUCCUCCUUCUUCAGCGCCCAGCUCUCCACAGCCUUCUGA